This is a messenger RNA of Pteronotus mesoamericanus, 2645 nucleotides long. RefSeq names its product amyloid beta precursor protein binding family A member 2 (gene APBA2). Gene Ontology annotation, cellular component: cytoplasm; plasma membrane; dendritic spine. Gene Ontology annotation, molecular function: protein binding; amyloid-beta binding. Gene Ontology annotation, biological process: chemical synaptic transmission. The transcript has 15 exons. Lineage: Eukaryota; Metazoa; Chordata; Mammalia; Chiroptera; Mormoopidae. The record is from RefSeq and is a predicted model, not a curated record. The coding region runs from base 247 to 2511 and encodes 754 amino acids.
GGGGCGGGGGCAGCCGGGCAGCCGCGCAGCCCCGCGCCCGGGCCAGUGUCCGGAAGGUUAAACAUUGCGGAAUCUCGUGUGGGCAAGCCAGCCGCCGAGGCCAGGACUGUCCUGCGGAUGGCCGAGAGUCCUCCGCGGCCUGGAGACUCUGGAAAGGUUUCGUCCCCAGGAGGCCUUCCCGGACAGUCCGAAACCACGCGUCUUUGCGGCUGCCUCCGGGGAACGAUGGCCGCCUGAGUGUCUGCCAUGGCCGACCGUAAGCGACCAAGCACGGCGAGCAGCAUGCUGGACCACCGAGCGAGGCCGUGCCCGGGGCCCCUCGGCCGGGAGCCCGAGAGCCAGGACGCAGACCUGCCCCUGGAGGCGUACGCGCCCCAGGGCCUGGACCUGGCCGCCCUGCGGCCCGAGAGCCCCUCGCCCCCCGCGCCGGGCGGCCUGGCGCACAGCCCCGACGGGGACUCCAGCUCCGACUACGUGAACAACACAUCGGAGGAGGAGGAUUACGACGAGGGCCUCCCGGAGGAGGAGGAGGGCGCCACCUACUACAUCCGCUACUGCCCCGAGGACGACAGCUACCUGGAGGGCGUCAGCUGCAACGGGGAGGCGUACCUGGCCCAUGGCGCGCGACCCCUGGACACGGACGAGUGUCAGGAGGCGGUGGAGGAGUGGACGGACUCGGCGGGCCCGCACCCUUGCGGCCGCGGGCACGAGGGCGGCCCCGGCUACCCGGGCGGCCGCCUGCCCACCCCGGAGGACGAGGCCCCCGCGCCGGGGGCCCCAGACCAGGGUCACGGCCUUCACUACUGCCCCAGCGAGGAGGGCUACCAGGACUACUACGCACCCGAGGCCAACGGGAAUGCCGGCGGCCUGUCUCCCCGCCGUCCCAGGCGUGGUGGAGGGGACAUGGAGGACCAGGAGGAGGACAUCGAUCAGAUCGUGGCCGAGAUCAAGAUGAGCCUGAGCAUGAGCAGCAUCGCCAGCGCCGGGGAGGCCAGCCCCGAGCACGCGCCGCUGCGGGGGCCCGAGCCCGGGCCCGGGGGCCCCACGGAGGCCUGCCGGCCUGGCGACGCCGGCCGCGGCCCCAGCAGGCACGAGGGGAGGCCCACAUCGCUCAACCUGCCCCCCGAGGCCACGCUGCCUGCCGAUGCCCAGAGAGGCUUCAAGACCAAGCCCAGGACUCCCGAGGAGAGGCCGAAGUGGGCCCCGGAGCAGGUCUGCAACGGCUCCGAGCAGCCCCGGAAGCAGCAGCGCUCCGACCUCAACGGGCCCGCCGACAACAACAACGUCCCCGAGACAAAGAAGGUGGCCUCCUUCCCAAGCUUUGUGGCUGUUCCAGGGCCCUGCGAGCCGGAAGACCUCAUCGAUGGGAUCAUCUUUGCUGCCAACUACCUGGGCUCCACCCAGCUGCUCUCGGAGCGAAACCCUUCCAAAAACAUCCGAAUGAUGCAAGCCCAGGAGGCCGUCAGCCGGGUCAAGAGGAUGCAAAAAGCUGCUAAAAUCAAGAAAAAAGCGAAUUCCGAGGGGGACGCGCAGACCCUGACCGAGGUGGACCUCUUCAUCUCCACCCAGAGGAUCAAGGUGUUGAAUGCGGACACACAGGAAACCAUGAUGGACCACGCCCUGCGCACCAUCUCCUACAUCGCGGACAUCGGGAACAUCGUGGUGCUGAUGGCGCGGCGGCGCAUGCCGCGCUCGGCCUCGCAGGACUGCGUGGAGACCACCCCUGGGGCGCGGGAGGGCAAGAAGCAGUACAAGAUGGUCUGCCACGUGUUCGAGUCCGAGGACGCGCAGCUCAUCGCGCAGUCCAUCGGCCAGGCCUUCAGCGUGGCCUACCAGGAGUUCCUGCGGGCCAACGGCAUCAACCCCGAGGACCUGAGCCAGAAGGAGUACAGCGACAUCAUCAACACCCAGGAGAUGUACAACGACGACCUCAUCCACUUCUCCAACUCGGAGAACUGUAAGGAGCUGCAGCUGGAGAAGCACAAGGGCGAGAUCCUGGGCGUGGUGGUGGUGGAGUCGGGCUGGGGCUCCAUCCUGCCCACCGUCAUCCUGGCCAACAUGAUGAACGGCGGCCCCGCCGCCCGCUCGGGGAAGCUGAGCAUCGGGGACCAGAUCAUGUCCAUCAACGGCACCAGCCUGGUGGGGCUGCCCCUCGCCACCUGCCAGGGCAUCAUCAAGGGUCUGAAGAACCAGACGCAAGUGAAGCUCAACAUCGUCAGCUGCCCGCCGGUCACCACGGUCCUCAUCAAGCGGCCAGACCUCAAGUACCAGCUGGGCUUCAGCGUGCAGAACGGAAUUAUCUGCAGCCUCAUGCGGGGGGGCAUCGCCGAGCGAGGGGGUGUCCGCGUCGGCCACCGCAUCAUCGAGAUCAACGGGCAGAGCGUGGUGGCCACCGCCCACGAGAAGAUCGUGCAGGCUCUGUCCAACUCCGUCGGAGAGAUCCACAUGAAGACCAUGCCCGCCGCCAUGUUCAGGCUCCUCACGGGCCAGGAGACGCCACUGUACAUCUAGGCCCCGCGGAGCCAGACGCCGGAGCCGGGACCGGACCCCGCAGCCCCUGCCCAAGGACACUGGCUCCCGGAGGGGGCCUCACCCCCUCCUCCUCUUUUCUGACACAAAGGGGUGUGUCUUUAGUGAAGGAGAGU